UUGAUAACACACAUAAAUCCCACCAGAAUGGCGGACCGUCGGCUUCAAUUCUUAUUGCUAGUUAGCAAUCUAGUUUAUUAUAUAUAUCUGUGGUUAAAUGAAUCAUUCACUAAUCACUAUUCAGUGUCAUUAUUUAGAUUUUGAAUUUCGGUCAUAUUUCAUGAAAAAUCUUAAAUUUAACCUAUCAUCCUCCUCAUUCCUCGAAAAAUUAUGCUGAAUGUGACCACUGACCAUCGACUCAACCAUUUAAUUUAAUUUAAAAAAUGAAUUAUUUACAAACUUUUCGUUAGAUCCUUUUACGAAUAUCAGCUCGCGGUUUUGUAUAACGAAUAACAUAAUACAAGUAUUUAAUAAUUUUAGUUCUAUAUUGUUAAAACUUAGUGGCUAAGGCUUAACCUUGAUUUUGUCAGUAUUAUAUUAUAUUCAUAUAAUAUUUUUGAAUAUUUUAUGCAACUUGUUGAGUUUAUCCAGCUAACAGCUGACAAGUGGCAACCACUUACCAGAAUUUGUAAGUAGUUGAAUUGUUAUUGGUUGAUGAUUGGACCACUGCUGCAGCCUGUGGUCUGUGGAUAAUAUCUGAAAACUGAUAGCUAACUGUUAAGUGUUAACCAGUACAUUUGAAUUUUGAAUAUUAUUUGUCUUCAAACCAUUUUCAAACUUCAAUGCUCGAGCGUUUUUCUCAAUUUGAAAUUAAGUAUUAAUAUAAACGAAUUCGAUAAAAGAGAUAUAACAGGAUACAGAGGAAACAACUAAACUUCUCGGAUAUAGAAUUGAACGUAAUAGUAUUAUAUUCAAAGGUUUGAAAAAUGUCUUCAAAAAAAAAAACUAAAACUCGUUUAAAACCAAAUCCAAUGUUUGAAAAAUGGAUUUCCGAAUGGAUGGCUGAAGCAACAGAGAAAAAUUUAGAAGUCCGUCAUGGUUAUCGUAGAGCAUUACAAGCAUUGCAAAAAUAUCCUUUGCCUUUACAAAGUGGUAAAGAAUGUUUGAUUUUAAAAUUUUUUGGGAAAAAAUUAUGUGAUAAAAUUGAUAAAAGGCUUGAACAAUAUAAAAAUUCUUUAAACAUUGAAAGAGAAGUUGAAGAUAAUAUGCUUCAACAACUGGCAAUCCAAAAUGUUCCAUCAAAAUCAACAACAGUGAUUCCAAUUGACAUACCUAACCCAAUAAAUUCUACAGGCUCUAAUAAGCUUAAUGAAUUAAAUCCAGUAGUAGCAGAUAAAAUAGUCAUUUGGCCAAAUGAAUUUUCUGUCAUACUUCUCAUUGAUACAGGAGAAACAUCAAGUUUAAGAAAAACUGAUAUGAGCAAAGUUACAGCUCAACUUUUAUCUUUAAAUAUAACUUUUGAAAUGAGACGAUUAAGUAUUGGAGAUUUCGCUUGGGUAUGUCGUGACUGUCACAAUAAUGAACUAAUGUUACCAUAUAUAAUUGAACGUAAGCGACUUGAUGACUUAUCAAGUAGUAUUCAAGAUGGGCGUUUCCACGAGCAAAAAUUUAGAUUAAAACAAUGUGGUAUCAAAAAUAAAAUAUAUUUACUAGAAAUGGGCAAAAAAUAUCAUGGUUUGCCCUUGGCAAAUUUAUUACAAGGAAUAGCAAAUACAGAGGUCGUAGAUGAGUUUACGAUAAUCAAAACUGAAAAUCAUUUGGAAUCUAUUAGUUACAUAGCGAGUUUAACUAGUUUAUUGACUGAUAUGUAUUCAAACAAAUUGUUAACUACCUGUAUGGAUGAUCAUCCCGAUUCUGGUUAUGGAAGUACAGCAGACGCUGUGACACUCAUAUCAUUUAAAACAUUCAAUAAAUGUUCAUCAAAAAGUAAGAAUAUGACUGUACGGGAUAUGUUCAUUCGGCAUUUAUUACAAAUACGAGGAUUAUCUGUGAAAAAGGCUUUUGCAAUCGUUGAGCACUACCCGACUCCUAUUUCACUCAUAAGAGCUUUUAGAAGUUCCCGUAACCCACUUUUGCUAGCUAAUAUUACAUAUGGUGUACCGAGCAAAAUGGUUGGUCAAAUUAUUAGCAAGACUUUAUUUCAAUUAUAUUCGAAUGAUGGUAAUAUUCUAAUGUGACGACUUGUUGUUUAUUACUCAAAUUUGUAAAGUUUAUUAUUAUUAUAUUGUAUCAUUCUAUCAUUCAUUAUUAUUUUUGUAAAAUAAAAAUGUUUUUUUUUAAAAAUA
Adelges cooleyi (spruce gall adelgid) is the source of this 2165-nucleotide messenger RNA. It is a transcript of the gene mus81, whose product is annotated as crossover junction endonuclease MUS81. NCBI's taxonomy places the organism in Eukaryota, Metazoa, Arthropoda, Insecta, Hemiptera, Adelgidae. Gene Ontology annotation, molecular function: DNA binding; crossover junction DNA endonuclease activity; 3'-flap endonuclease activity. Bases 807 to 2057 code for a protein of 416 amino acids. Gene Ontology annotation, cellular component: nucleus; Holliday junction resolvase complex. Gene Ontology annotation, biological process: mitotic intra-S DNA damage checkpoint signaling; resolution of meiotic recombination intermediates; DNA catabolic process. The transcript is spliced from 8 exons. The record is from RefSeq and is a predicted model, not a curated record.